AUGGAAGGCAGGAUGAGCAGACUUGAGCAGUCUUUCAUCCAAAGCGCAAAUAAAACUCCGAAGAUAUCUGCCGGGAAUGGCAUUUCGGGGCAGCAGCUCUUGAGCAUUGAAACCACCGAAACAGAGCGUGUGAACGCACAGCCUAACCCACAAAGCGAUAUACCUGGCACAGUGACAUUGAAUUUGUCAUGCAGUCUUGGAGCAUUCCCAGCAUCGUCAAUGGUCAGUUUCACACUCAGCGACAUGACGACAAGCUCCGGUCAAACCCCAGAUCCGAUUUCUCGCGGAGCUAUAUCACAAGAAACAGCAGAGAGUAUGUUCGCAUACUAUAAAAUUAAUCUUGAUCCCUGCAUACAUCAUAUCAUCGAUGAGAAUGACACCUUGAGCACAAUCCGCACUCGGUCUCCUAUCCUCACAACAGCAAUCACCACUGUGGCUGCCUUCUGCAACAGCUCUAAAGAAUACAAUGCUCUCCUGGAGAUAUUCAAAAGCCAAGUCUCGGCAAGGAUGUUCUCAGCGAAUCAUUCAUUCGACGAUGUACGAGCACUAUGCAUCGGAGCCCUGUGGCUCAACGAGAUAUCAACCGCACUGAACAGUCUAGAUGCAUAA
Molecule: messenger RNA, 609 nt
Organism: Penicillium nucicola
Lineage: Eukaryota; Fungi; Ascomycota; Eurotiomycetes; Eurotiales; Aspergillaceae
Exons: 2
Coding region: 1-609 (202 amino acids)
Cellular component (GO): nucleus
Molecular function (GO): DNA-binding transcription factor activity, RNA polymerase II-specific; transcription cis-regulatory region binding
Source: RefSeq, a predicted model, not a curated record